UACAUGUUAUGGGUUGGCGGCAAGGAAGUGGUGGGUACUGGUGAGCUCAUAGCUGUUGAAAAUCCAGCAAAAACGGCAAUAUUUGCAGAAUGCCAUUCUGCAUCACCUCAAGAUGUCGAUGACACUGUACAGCUUGCUCAUAAAGCCUUCAAAUCGGGAAUUUGGGCCAAAGCUCCUCGACACACGCGAGCUGAUGUGUUGGAUAAAGCAGCCGACCUUCUCGCUUCGAGGCUUUCUGUGCUAAUCCCCCUGGAGGUGGAACAGACGGGGAGGGCCAUCAGAGAGAUGCAAGCCCAAGUCCCAUCUCUGGUUCGCUGGUUUCGAUACUUUGCUGCCGUGCUUCGCACUGAAGAGCGUCCCGUCCUACCGACCAUGGGCAAGCUGCAUAACUGGAUAGAGCGGGUUCCGCUCGGCGUCGUUGUUCAGAUCACUCCGUUCAACCAUCCUUUGCUCAUCGCAGUCAAAAAACUUGCCCCUGCUCUGGCGGCUGGGAAUAGUGUUGUGCUGAAGCCGAGCGAGCUCACGCCUCUCACGAGUCUGCUACUGGGGCCAAUUUUGAAAGAAGCAGGGCUUCCAGACGGCGUUUUCAACGUUCUGCCCGGCCUUGGAGCUACAACAGGACGCGACCUUGUAAGUCACCCGCUUGUACGGAAAGUCGACAUUACCGGCGGAACAGUUGCCGGAAGAGCAAUCGGUUCAAUUGUCGGCAGCAACCUGGCACGCUACAAUGCAGAGCUAGGCGGAAAGGCGCCUUUGAUCGUGUUCGAAAAAGCGAAUCUUGAAGCUGCAGUCAAUGGCGUCGCAUUCGGGUCAUUCAUCGCGACUGGCCAGACUUGCGUGGCAGCCACUCGGAUCAUCAUUCACAAGAGUAUUCUCGCAACUGUAGAGGAGAAGCUUUCUCAAAAAGCUCAAUCCAUUGCACGACGUAUGGGAUCGCCUACAAACACAAACUCCUCCAUGGGCCCUCUGAUUUCAUCUAAGCAGCUUGGAAAUGUCGUUGGACUCGUUGACGAUGCUGUUGCAAAUGGCGCAAAGGUUGUCUGUGGUGGAAAGAGAAUGGCUGGUAUCUCUGAUCUCGAUGGCACGAAUUUUGCCGAGGGCUACUUUUUCCCACCAACAAUCUUGGCUUCCAGUCCAGAAUGCGAUAUUACCAAGACGAGGAUCUGGCGCGAGGAGGCAUUUGGUCCAGUCAUUCUGCUUGUUGGGUUUGAAAGCGAACAAGAAGCGCUGGAACUCGCCAACGACAGCGAGUUUGGCCUGGGAGCGGCCCUGUGGACCGAUGAUCUGAGCCAAGCUUUCAGGGUAUCUGAGCAGAUUGAGUCUGGCAUUGUUUGGGUGAACACGCACCAUCGGAAUGACCCGAGCAGUCCAUGGGGCGGAGCAACUACCGCAAGUGGCGUGGGAAGUGAAAAUGGAGUCAAAGCAUAUCACGCGUAUACGACGACGAAAAGUAUCAUUAUCAAUUAUGCUGCCGGGGACGAGGCCGCAGCGGACGAUUGGUUUAGAGAAGAUGGGGCUCAGGUUCGCUACGGUUAAGCUACCAUACUUGACUAAAAUGGGAAAUGUCUUCUACCAAAGCAUAAUGGCCCAAGCGAGAAUACAUAACGAUAGGGCUGGCAACAUAAAUAGUAUCUAAAUUGUAGGCACAUAUUAGGAAUAUUGCCUAGUGCUUCCUGUUGCCUAUUUGCGGAAUUUCAGUGGUUCUGC
This is a messenger RNA of Trichoderma atroviride IMI 206040, 1707 nucleotides long. RefSeq lists its product as uncharacterized. Gene Ontology annotation, molecular function: aldehyde dehydrogenase (NAD+) activity. NCBI's taxonomy places the organism in Eukaryota, Fungi, Ascomycota, Sordariomycetes, Hypocreales, Hypocreaceae. The record is from RefSeq and is a predicted model, not a curated record.